AAUCUGUCAGUUAAUUAAUUACAUGAUUAGCAAUCUAUACAUGCGUCCAUGAAAGCCAGCUAUCUAGGAUGAUAAGUUGUCGGAAUUCCCAAUCGUUUUCACGGCUUGUAAAUCCCACAGUACCAUACAAUUUGGGUCAUUCCCAAAGGCUAAGUUGUAUAAAAAAUAGAAAGUUUUACUUUCUACAGCAAAACGGUGCUGAUACGUUUCAAAUGUAAAGCAGAGCUCGUCGAAACAUGUCUUCCAAAGCAGAGAAAGUCAAUCCAACAGUCUACAUAGUUUUCCUGUCCCUGGUGUUGGAUCUGCUUGCAUUCACAUUGAUCCUCCCAUUGCUGCCUUCCCUGCUCGAUCACUAUAAACACAAUGAUAGCAUUGGAUUAUAUUCAUGGCUGUCUGGGAAAAUCCAGUUCUUCCAGGAGCUUGUGGGUGCUCCAGAGCACUACAACUCUGUGCUGUUCGGUGGGUUUAUGGGCUCCAUGUUUAGUUUCCUGCAGUUUGUUGCCUCUCCAAUUGUUGGAGGAGUCUCAGAUGUAAUAGGAAGGAAGCCAGUGAUGAUAACAUGUCUGGUUGGAAUUGCCUCCUCUUAUGUGAUGUGGGCACUAUCCAGUAAUUUUGCCCUAUUUAUUUUGGCUAGGUUUAUUGGUGGAAUCAGCAAAGGGAAUGUGUCUUUAAGCAUGGCUAUAAUAGCAGAUGUUUCAACAGUUCACACUAAAGGAAGAGGCAUGGCUUUGGUGGGUAUAGCUUUUUCUUUGGGGUUCAUAAUUGGACCUCUAAUUGGCGCAGGUUUUGCCAUUUGGGCUAAGACCAAAACAGGGAACUGGUUUGUGGUUCCAGCCAUAUUUGCCAUAUUCCUAGCAACCGCAGAUUUACUAUUUUUCACAUUGUAUUUCAAGGAGACUUUACCAAAGGAGAAACGAUCGAAAAUUGGAAUUUGGAAGAGUUUAGAUAACGCCAAGGCUCUAAUCAAUAUCAAAGAAUUGUUUAGAUUUUCUACUGUGACGAAUAUCAAACCUGACGAUGUUAAGAAGUUGCGCGUCAUAGGUUUGGUCUAUUUCGUUUACUUGUUUAUCUACAGUGGACUAGAGUUCACACUAACUUUCUUAACACAUCACGUUUUCCAUUAUAACUCUAUGCAGCAAGGCUGGAUGUUUUUUGUUAUUGGUAUUACCAUGGCUUUGAUGCAAGGAGGAUAUGUUAGGAGGAUAAAGCCAGAGAAAACGAAGCAGACUGCAGUAUUAGGACUUUGGCUGAUCAUACCAUCCUUCAUUUGCGUUGGUAUAGCCAAUAAUAUAUACGUAUUAUACUUAGGACUACUUAUUUUCGCUAUAUCUACGGCGAUGGUGGUUCCAUCCAUGACAGUAUUGGCCUCGAAUUUCGGAUCGGAGCAGCAGAAAGGUACGGUGAUGGGUAUUUUCCGAUCUUUGGGAGCUUUGGCCAGAGCUGUGGGUCCGAUAUUUGCAAGUAUUGCUUUUUGGAGUGUUGGAUCGACGCUGACUUAUCUAACUGGAUCAGUCCUACUCCUGUGGCCUGUGUUGACAUUGAAAAGAAAUUUUUGAAGAAAAUGCCAUAAGUAUUCUAUAAUCAUCACAAAAUGUGAUACAAUAAUCAAAAAUAGAACUGUGAUAACAAUUCUUAAAGAAAAUAUAGGCAGAAAAUCAAAUGAA
Messenger RNA from Nicrophorus vespilloides, 1664 nucleotides. It is a transcript of the gene rtet, whose product is annotated as major facilitator superfamily domain-containing protein 10. Bases 237 to 1556 code for a protein of 439 amino acids. Gene Ontology annotation, molecular function: transmembrane transporter activity. NCBI's taxonomy places the organism in Eukaryota, Metazoa, Arthropoda, Insecta, Coleoptera, Silphidae. Gene Ontology annotation, biological process: transmembrane transport. The record is from RefSeq and is a predicted model, not a curated record. Gene Ontology annotation, cellular component: brush border membrane. The transcript has 5 exons.